Molecule: messenger RNA, 1013 nt
Organism: Alligator sinensis (Chinese alligator)
Lineage: Eukaryota; Metazoa; Chordata; Crocodylia; Alligatoridae
Gene: CLEC11A
Product: C-type lectin domain containing 11A
Exons: 4
Coding region: 54-977 (307 amino acids)
Source: RefSeq, a predicted model, not a curated record
CUGGACAAGGUGGUGCUGGGAGCAGAGUGUGGGGACACCGAGCAGACACGGGCAUGGGGUGCAAGGCGCUGCUACUGCUGCUUCUGGGGCUGCUUCUGGGGACCCCCCGGGGCCAAAGCCAGAGUGAGGGGGAGCUCAGCUCAACAGAGAGAGAAGCCUUGAUGCUAAAGCACUUGCAGGAAGUGCUGCAGCUCCCCGAGGUGGAGGGCCAGGGCUCCCCCGAGGUGACACUCACGGAGCUGGGCCCUGACGGAAGCAAGGAGGGGGGUCAGGAGGAGGUAGAGGAUGGGGCCCAGGGCAGAGAGGAUAAAGCUGCCCCCAUGCAGCCAGCCAUGACCACGGUGCCCCCCCAACCUGAAGAGGAGGAUGGAUUAUCCUACAUCUUCUCGCGCCUGGCCAGCCUGGACACGGCUGUGCACCGCCUCAAUGUGCAGUUCCACGCCAUGGACGUGCGCAUGGCCCAGUUCUCUCAGGGCCUGACCCAGCUACGGACAUGUCUGGCUGAGGCCCAGGAGGUGCUCAGCGCCCUCAAUCAGACCAGCACCCGCAACCAGCAUGACAUCGGCAGGAUGGAGGGCUGCUUGCGGGGCCGGCGGACCCAGACCAAGUGCUUCCUAAUCUUCAAGGAAUUUGAGGGCUACGACCAGGCACACACACGGUGCCAGACACGAGGCGGGAACCUGGCCAUGCCAGCUGAUGCCACUGAGCUAGGCGUUCUACGUCGAUACCUCUAUGAUGCCUUCCAGCCCUCCAACUGGCCAUGCUGGGUGGGCAUCCAUGACCGACGGGCUGAGGGGCUGUGGCUGUUUGAGAAUGGGCAGCGUGUCUCGGUAUUUGACUGGUACAAGGACCACCUGGUAAGCCAGCCCAACGGGGGCAUGCGAGAGAACUGCAUCUCGCUCUCCUCCGACGAUGGCAAGUGGUGGGACAGCGACUGUGCCCAACGUAUGUACUAUGUCUGCGAGUACCGCCUGUAGUAGUAUGAGUACUGCCCUGCCCUAUGAGUACCCCUC